AUGAACAGGUGUGUCGGUGGAGUGUGUGUGUCUCUUAUAGUGUGCGCGUUUCUCACGGAAACACUCGGAAUGGUGAUCGCGGCAAAAGAGAAGAGAGGAUGGACCCUCAACAGUGCUGGGUAUCUCCUCGGUCCACGUCGUAUUGAUCACCUUAUACAGAUUAAGGAUUCUCCCAGUGCAAGGGGGAGAGAGGAUCUGCUUGGUCAAUAUGCCAUAGACAGCCACAGGAGCCUUAGCCUUAGUGACAAGCACGGAGUGUCAGGGAAGAGAGAAAUGCCAAUAGAGGAAGAUUUCAAGACAGCAGCUCUGAGGAUAUCAGAUGAGGAUGUUGUCCAUACUAUCAUAGACUUUCUUUCUUAUCUCAAAUUAAAAGAAAUUGGAGCUCUGGACAGUCUGCCUUCUUCUCUCACGUCAGAGGAAAUAAGUCAAUCCUAAUUCUGACCGAAUCCAUGACUCACCGUGACCUCCACCGCGCUCUCAGAGGCUGUAUUAACGUUCAAAUUCUUCACCGCUAAACUGUCAAUAUUACCACGUAACUUUACUCUGUCAGAAUCAUUUGACGGCUCAGGUGGAGAUGGAUUCAAAAAAUAAAACUCAUAAAUGGCAUUCGACUCA
This is a messenger RNA of Carassius gibelio (silver crucian carp), 615 nucleotides long. RefSeq names its product galanin peptides-like. The transcript is spliced from 6 exons. Gene Ontology annotation, cellular component: extracellular region. The coding region runs from base 1 to 435 and encodes 144 amino acids. The record is from RefSeq and is a predicted model, not a curated record. NCBI's taxonomy places the organism in Eukaryota, Metazoa, Chordata, Actinopteri, Cypriniformes, Cyprinidae. Gene Ontology annotation, molecular function: hormone activity.